Closterium sp. Naga37s-1 is the source of this 1779-nucleotide messenger RNA. The record is from the annotation of a GenBank genome assembly. Lineage: Eukaryota; Viridiplantae; Streptophyta; Zygnematophyceae; Desmidiales; Closteriaceae.
CCGCCGUACGACGACAGGGGGGCAGAGCGCGCCAGACGCCCGCGAGGAGAUCGCGACAGAGCCAGAGGGGGACCCAAGGACGAGGGGGAGGGGAGCGAGGAGGACGAGGAGGACGACGAGGAAGGCGGGGAGAGGGGCGUCGAGCGCGACAGGCCCAGGGACCGCGACCGCGUGAGCCGCGAGCGGCGGCAUUCGGAUCGCGGCAGAGGAAGCGGGGACAGGGACAGAGAUCGCGACGACCGCGAGUAUCGCGACAGGGACCGAGGCCAUCGCAGGGACAGAGACCGAGACUAUCGCCACCGCGACCGCGACCGCGACCGCGACAGGCGCAGCAGGCGUCGCGAUCGCUCUCGGUCGCGUUCCCGUUCGUAUUCGAGGUCGCGCUCUCGCUCCCGCUCCCGAGACAGGGAGAGACGCAGGCGCGCCAGCGGGUUCGACAUGGGCCCUGGUCCUUCUCUUGCAUCCGUGCCCGGGCUAGCAGGCCUGCUUUCUGGAGCUGGGGGAGCAGCGCCGGCAGCAGCACCAGCGCCAGCGGCACCAGCGCCGGCUGCUGCGCCUUCUGUGGGAACGCUGCCUCUCACGGGCGUCGCUGGCGCCAUGGCAGCGGGGUUCGCGAGGCUGCCAGGCAUGCAGGCAGUGCCUGGAUCGAUGUUCCCAAACAUGUUCCCCUUCGCCGCCGCCGCUGCACAGGGAGGCAUGCCAACGCAAGCCACUCGCCACGCCCGCCGGGUGUAUGUGGGUGGCCUCCCGCCCAUGGCAAACGAACAGAGCGUGGCGGCGUUCUUCAACAACGCCAUGGCGCUCGUCAAUGGCAACACCGCCGGCCCAGGCGACUGUGUGGUGUACGUGUACAUCAACCAGGAGAAGAAGUUUGCCUUUGUGGAGAUGCGCACAGUGGAGGAGGCCAGCAACGCCAUGGCCCUCGACGGCAUCAACUUCGAGGGAGUGUCAGUGAGGGUGCGGCGGCCCAGCGACUACAACCCAUCAAUGGCGGCCACGCUCGGCCCCACGCAGCCCAGCCCCAACCUCAACCUCGCUGCCGUCGGCCUCACUGCCGGUGGUUCGGGCGGAGCGGACGGUCCAGAUCGCAUCUUCGUGGGUGGGCUGCCGUACUACCUCACGGAGGAGCAGAUCCGCGAGCUGCUCUCCUCCUUUGGUCCUCUACGGGCGUUUGACCUGGUGAAGGAUAGGGACACGGGAAACAGCAAGGGGUACGGCUUCUGUGUGUACCAGGACCCCAGUGUCACGGACAUCGCCUGCAUGGCUCUCAACGGCAUGAAGAUGGGCGACAAGACGCUCACCGUGCGCCGCGCCACAGCCAGUGGUCAGGCCAAGCCCGAGCAAGCCAAUGUGUUGGCGCAGGCUCAGCAGCAAAUCGCCCUGUCGCGCAUGGCUCUGACAGGCGCCAACACAGUGGGGCUGGGGGCGGCUGCUGCCCUGCCGGGUGCUCCUGUUGACAUCCCCACCAAAGUCAUCUGCCUCUCACAGGUGGUGUCACCAGACGAGCUGACCAACGAUGAGGACUACGAUGAUAUCAUGGAGGACAUGCGAGAGGAGUGCGCUAAAUACGGUUCGCUUGUGAAUGUGGUUAUUCCUCGACCACCAGCAGCAGGCGCAGCAGCUCCUGGGGUGGGCAUGGUAUUUGUUGAGUAUGGCGACACAGCAGGAGCCCUCAAGGCCAAGGCAGCCCUGCACGGGCGCAAGUUCGGAGGCAAUGCAGUGGUUGCUAUCUUUUACCCUGAGGAUGCCUAUGCGCGCGCUGAUUACUCCAAGUUCUAG